AUGGUGCAAUCCGCGGCCAAGCUGGUGCAGUCGUUGAACUCGGCCCAGCUGAAGAAGCUCGCAAUCGCUUGCGGCGUGGCUUCUUCAGGGACUAAGACUGUCUUGGCCCAGCGUCUUGAGGCGACAGCCCAAGCCCUGGCGCAAAACAAGUCCGUGUCAGCCUCCGAUAAAGGCAUUUUGUCUAUCGACAUGGGCAUUCGGAAUCUGGCAUUUGCAUAUCUUGUAGCGCCUGCUUCCCGCGCCCGCAAUAAGCGCAGCCUUGUUGGGGUAAAUGCGCCCGUCCCCAAUGUUGAUGUGAAGUUAUGGAACCGCAUGGUGCUUGCAGAUCCGCAACUUGGCCAGGAAGCCCAUGUGGAAGAGGCUAGGUGGAGCCCUAGCUAUAUGGCCGACAUGACGCUCGACCUGGUACAGAAUGUGCUGUUGGGACCCGAAAAUCCGCCAGCUUACAUCUUGAUAGAGCGGCAGAGAUUCAGAAGCGGCGGCGGUUCGGCUGUGCAGGAGUGGACUCUCAGAGUUAAUACCUUCGAAGCCAUGCUUUACUCGACCCUGAGAACCCUCAAGUCUUGCGGGAGAUGGAGUGGACAAGUCAUUCCAAUUUCACCACAACGUGUCGGACCGUUCUGGCUUGAAGGUGCUGCCCAUACUGAGCUCUCUAAACCUGUCAGUUCCAAAUCAGAGCUUGGCAAGGUUACCAAGGCGAAACAAAAGAAGGCAAAAAUUGACCUCGUAGGCAAUUGGUUGCAAGAUGGCAAGAUUGUACCUUCAGGUCAAGCCCAGGUCACUGCAACGUCUUAUCUUGAGCGAUGGAAUGGCAAGCGUACCAGGAAAUCUCGAGACGAGACUGAGUCUGUACAGGAGCGUUUGCAGAAGCUUGAUGAUCUCGCCGAUUCCUUAUUACAAGGUUUGGCCUGGAUAAAGUGGCAGGACAACAUUCGAUUGUUGGAUAAAGACGGUCCAGAAGCUCUCCUAGAGGAGGCCGCGCCUUGA
This is a messenger RNA of Pestalotiopsis fici W106-1, 987 nucleotides long. RefSeq lists its product as uncharacterized. The record is from RefSeq and is a predicted model, not a curated record. Gene Ontology annotation, molecular function: flap-structured DNA binding; Y-form DNA binding; DNA endonuclease activity. Lineage: Eukaryota; Fungi; Ascomycota; Sordariomycetes; Amphisphaeriales; Sporocadaceae. Gene Ontology annotation, cellular component: mitochondrion. The transcript has a single exon. The coding region runs from base 1 to 987 and encodes 328 amino acids.